Messenger RNA from Rhododendron vialii, 962 nucleotides. RefSeq lists its product as uncharacterized. The transcript has 2 exons. The record is from RefSeq and is a predicted model, not a curated record. NCBI's taxonomy places the organism in Eukaryota, Viridiplantae, Streptophyta, Magnoliopsida, Ericales, Ericaceae. The coding region runs from base 179 to 736 and encodes 185 amino acids.
CCUCUUUCUUUGUUGUGUGGUCGACGGCCUACGCGGCUACGCCUAAAUACGAUACAUCACCCCUCCCUUUCUUUGUUGUGUGGUCGACGGCCUACGCGGCUACGCCUAAAUAUAUUUACAACCCCCUCUCAGCCUCUCUCUCUCUCUCUCUCUCUCUCUAAAAACUACAUGGUACAAGAUGACAACAGGCAAGGCAGGUCCUGCACCUAGUCUUGAGUGCUGCAUGUGUGGAGAUUGUGGCCUUUCCACUGAGCUCUUCGACUGCAAAGUUUGCCAAUCCAGGACUCAGCACAGGUACUGUAGCAACCAAUAUCCAAAAGCAGAGUCGUAUAGGGUUUGCAAUUGGUGCCUGAUUCAAACAGAGAAAACACAAGUCUCUCCCAAUAAUUCAUCAUCAUCAAACAAGACACCCAGCAGCCAAGAUCACGAUCACGUGAUCAAGAAGAAGAAAAAGCUUAUCAAUGGAAGCGGAAGUGAUCACAAUCAUGGAGGUCAAAAGGGGAGUUCUCCUUUUCAGAUUCCAGUCAAUACCCCCAUCAAGAAACAAAUAAGGUCGCCGGAGGAAUCGCCGGCGGCGGCAGUAGCUCGGAAAAGGCUCAUCACCAGUGGUGGUUUGGAGGGGAGGUUGACAAGGACAAAGUCAGAGGAAAUAUCAAAUGGUGGGAACCUCACAAAACAAGUGUUUAGAAAUAAGGUGAGGAGGUAUAAGCUCUUGGAUGAGGUCUCAAGCCAGUGAUUGAGAGUUCAAUAAUUGAGAUGACUCAUUUUGAUGUAAGUAUAUAUGGUUGUGGUUUUGUUUGGUCUUUAAGUUUUUAUGGGCCCAAUUAAAAAGGGUCAAAGGAUACAUAGCAUGUAGAUAAGUAUGGAGAUGGGGAUCAAUGUGUGUGCGGAGAACCCUGGGGUUAGGGCGUCUCUAAUGGACCUUAUAAAAUACUAGUACUCAAUAAGUUGAAUAGCUAAAA